Molecule: messenger RNA, 1434 nt
Organism: Trypanosoma conorhini
Lineage: Eukaryota; Euglenozoa; Kinetoplastea; Trypanosomatida; Trypanosomatidae
Exons: 1
Coding region: 1-1434 (477 amino acids)
Source: RefSeq, a predicted model, not a curated record
AUGCACGCGGCUGUGGUCACGAGUGUGGGACUGCUCGUGGAUGCCGUUAUCGUGGAGCGGUGCAUAGAUGAAAAUGAGUUGCUGUACGAGACGGCCAGUUCCCGCUCGCAGCUUGCACCUGGCUGGAGUCGGCAAGAUUCCUUGUCACAAAUGGCCUCCAGCUUCCAGACACCACGACACUCCUCCGCCGUCUCCGUCCUGAGCGGUUUUCUGCCGCCAACUUCCGAGAGCAGCGGCAAUUCGUAUGCGUUGUUCGAGUCCGUGCUCAACGACACUGUGUACUACGAAUGCCGCGCCACGAAGCGGCCUCUGCAGCAGCGGUAUUUCCAUCUUUUUGACGUAUUGCCGUUUGGCAUGGAAAGUCCCUCCUUGGUGUUUGGUGUGACUGGCCGACAUACAACUCGAGGCUUGGUGGUUGGCGUCAACUCUAAUGGACUGUUUGUAGUGCGCCCAUAUGCUACUGGCGCACCGCUGCAACUUGUCCCCUACGGCGCUGAUCGGAAGAGCGUUCGUAAGGAGGACCUUGAGGCUAUUACCAAGCUGAGCUCCUCUGCAGCCGUAACGGAGCGAUCAAAGGAGUUCAUGGAGACCGUGAAGCGUUGGUCAGAAGAAUCCAAAAAGGCAACCAGCCGCGAUGUCAAUAAGGAUGUCUUCUCUCAGGGGCGUGUAGACGCAGGUGAUAAUAGUAGUGAGGGAAGUAGUGUGGGGAAUGAUGAAGUGCAGGAAGGCCUCGAGUUGUGGUCGCUGAAGGACCUACAACUGCCACCACAGUUAGCUCUGCAUGAUCCCAUUUCUCCGCUCCGCGUCGGUUCCCGAGUGUUAGCACGACGUUACUGCUCGGACGGGUCUUUGUACGUCGCCCGCGUCGUUGCUGUGCAUUACGAUGUAACAUACACCCUGGAGUAUGAAUCUGAUGGAGGUGUUGACGAGCGUGUGCUGCAUAAUGAUAUUCACCUCCUAGAUGAUUCGGAGGCUGAGCAGUGCAGCGUUCGUGACAAGGUGACUGUCGCACUGCACAAGCAGCUGCCAGCCGUCAUUAUUGAAUGUCUUGGUGGAGAGGAGUACAGUGUUAUUUUGGAGCACAACCCGAAUCAAUCCCUCACCAUCACACGGAGACACAUUGUGUUCAUUGCCCCGUUGUUAAAGGAGGCCCUCUACUCCGAUCCCCACAUCCUGCAGUGGUUCCGGGAUCUUGACCCCACGUGUUCCGGUCUUGUGCCCUGGAAAGAAGUUCGAUAUUUAAUUUUUGGCUGGGAAUCGUAUGGGCAGAAAUUGUCCUUUCAAAAGCUCGGUGAGGUGCAGCGAGAUUUAUGCAUUCACGUUGGCCGUAUGGAGCCACAACUGCUGCGCAAAGUACCCGUUCAAGAGGAAGAGAUGCUGCUGAACUAUGCAGAGUUUGAAUACGUAAUACUGCGUGUGAGGAACCUGCUAUGA